AUGACACCCGGGACAACAUCACUGGUGUCACCAAUAUCAACAAAUUCAUAGAGAUCAUGGAAUAUCACGUUCCCCUUGCUCUUCUUAUUAACAAGUGUCUAACACCAAUUUGGUAUUUAGUAGGUGGUAUUGGGAAUAUUGUUUCAGCAAGGAUUUGGUUUCAUCCCAGGAUGAAGGCAUCUAAUAUAUCAGCUAAUUAUCUGGCAGCUCUAGCUAUAGCAGAUUUUAUAUAUCUAUUUCUACAUGUGUUUUAUGAGUUAGAAAAUCCUUGGUUAAUGGGAACCUUGGAUUUACCUAUUUGGUGUGAACUGUGGAACAUGCUUUAUAUGUCCAUUCAAUAUUUAUGUGUGUUACUUGUUUUGGCAUUUACGACCGAAAGAUUUUUAUCAGUGUGUCAUCCGUUUAAAUCCGAACGUUUCAGUCGCAAAACCAGAUCAACAAGGGUAAUCGUUUUAUUUUUUAUCGUUGCCUUAUUAUUUGGAUCCCCGCAGGCGUAUUUCUGGCAGGUAUCAGAAACCGAGAGUGUGUGCUUUGUAAGAUAUUCCAUAAGUGGUGCUGGGGGUUCUUUUUAUACCAUCUAUACCUGGGGAUCGGAAAUGAUAAUGUUUGGAGUAAUCCCCCUUGUAGUCCUGUCACUCAAUAUUUGUGUUUUACUCCGAAUAAAAACGGCUGGACAACUGAACAUCAGAGAAGCACGGACGAACCAACCUGGACAUGCAUCAGUUACAACAACGAUAACAUUAUUGUGUGUUUCUUUUUAUUUAAUAGUGACAACAUUACCCGUGACGAUUACAUUCGCCAUUCAGAACAAUAUAGUGUUAGGGCCGCCUAUGCCUAUAUCACAGAUGGGUGAUGAUCCUGUGUGGACAGCAUAUUUUAAUUAUUAUUCCGCGAGGACCAUUAUUAAAGAAAUCUGCAUGUCCCACCAUGUGUCAAAUCUCUUUAUUUAUUAUGCGACAAGUAAAUCGUUUCGUAAACGUAUCAAAGAAUGUCUUCUUUGCUCUUCUAAAUACAAGGAGGGCGAAAAUCGACAGUACCCGUCUUUACUACUUCAGACUAAAGUCCAAGCGACGAACCAAUAAGUAUAGCGAAAUA
Molecule: messenger RNA, 1095 nt
Organism: Patella vulgata (common limpet)
Lineage: Eukaryota; Metazoa; Mollusca; Gastropoda; Patellidae
Product: lysophosphatidic acid receptor 6-like
Exons: 1
Coding region: 57-1082 (341 amino acids)
Biological process (GO): G protein-coupled receptor signaling pathway
Cellular component (GO): plasma membrane
Molecular function (GO): G protein-coupled receptor activity
Source: RefSeq, a predicted model, not a curated record